AACAAAAAAAUUCGCAUAGUUGACGUUUCCUCUUUCCGGCUUACGCCAUUGUCAAACACGGACGUGUUAAAACAUGAGUGCGAAGAUCGAAGGUUUCGAAAAUUUCGAUGAGGGCGAGGAGCAGCCGCAAGUGUUCGAACAAGCACCGGUAGUGCAGCCUGCAGAGCUACCGGACAUCAAGCUGUUCGGCCGCUGGAGCAGCGACGAUAUCCACAUUUCGGACAUUUCCGUAUCAGAUUAUAUCGCUGUGAAGGAAAAGCAUGCCAAAUAUCUGCCUCACUCGGCCGGUCGGUAUGCGGCCAAGCGAUUCCGUAAGGCUCAGUGCCCAAUUGUGGAACGUCUUACUAAUUCCCUGAUGAUGAAGGGACGAAACAACGGCAAGAAAUUGAAGGCAGUCCGCAUUGUUCGUCAUGCUUUCGAAAUCAUGCAUUUGCUCACCGGUGAAAAUCCGCUGCAAAUUGUGGUACAGGCUAUCAUCAAUUCGGGACCACGUGAAGAUUCGACACGUAUCGGCCGUGCCGGUACCGUGCGUCGUCAAGCCGUCGAUGUGUCGCCACUGCGCCGUGUAAACCAGGCUAUCUGGUUACUGUGUACCGGAGCCCGUGAAGCGGCAUUCCGUAACAUUAAGACUAUUGCUGAGUGUUUAGCUGAUGAGCUGAUCAACGCUGCUAAGGGUUCAUCCAACUCUUACGCCAUCAAAAAGAAGGACGAACUGGAACGUGUCGCCAAAUCCAACCGAUAAAAACAUCCGUGGUAUUCGAGGCUGUUCCAUCCGGACAGCUGGUUUGAGGCGGGUUUUCAUCUCCUUUCCAUCCAACGGAGAACGCACGCUAUAGAACGCGUGUGUGUGUGCGCAUUAGAACAUUUUUUGAAUUUGAGAUCCCAAUUGCUAACUUUAUUGCGCGACGUGAAUAAACAGAACAACAAUGUGAAAACUCAAACUGAACCGUUGUAUAAUUUUGGCGAAUAUGCAUACCUUGAGAAAUACUGAAUUAGAGUUGACAAUUUAAUUUAUUGGAAUUUUGUGUUGAUCUUUUUUUUUAGGUCAAGCAGUCUAGGGAUAGUGCCAAGGGCUUAACUAGCUCGUCCAAUCGGAAUAUAGCACCGAGCGAGCAGGUGUAAACUCUUUUCGGUUGUCCAAGCGGUUUCAUAUCUCAACUUAGCUGGAUGAUUUUCGUUGCCAAGGACCAAAGACCGUACAGUAUGAACCUUCUUGAAAAGUGGAUUGGCAUUUUUACUGAAGACUGCUGGCUUCCAAGUUACUCGUCGGAAGCCGCUCUUCAAUGUAUCAGAGAGGUGAAGCACAAAUGACUUUGGUGUAUGGAAUUCACUGCAGCUUAGUUUCGGAAUUGAUUUUCUCAAAGAUUUUUGUAAAAACACAGACGCAGCCCUACGUCAAAACCUGACACUGACACUGACAAAGACAAACCUUUUGAGUCAUAAUGGAUCCAAUGCUGCAAACAACAAAAAUGGCGAGUUCCAGAAGUGGUGCUAACAUUUUCUAUACAAUGAGAAG
Molecule: messenger RNA, 1516 nt
Organism: Sabethes cyaneus
Lineage: Eukaryota; Metazoa; Arthropoda; Insecta; Diptera; Culicidae
Product: 40S ribosomal protein S5
Exons: 12
Coding region: 74-742 (222 amino acids)
Biological process (GO): ribosomal small subunit assembly; translation
Cellular component (GO): cytosolic small ribosomal subunit; ribosome
Molecular function (GO): mRNA binding; structural constituent of ribosome; rRNA binding
Source: RefSeq, a predicted model, not a curated record